Messenger RNA from Brassica napus (rape), 4290 nucleotides. RefSeq lists its product as uncharacterized. The coding region runs from base 2179 to 2619 and encodes 146 amino acids. Lineage: Eukaryota; Viridiplantae; Streptophyta; Magnoliopsida; Brassicales; Brassicaceae. The transcript has 2 exons. The record is from RefSeq and is a predicted model, not a curated record.
AAAAAUACUAAAACAUAUCUAUUAUAUUUAAUUAAUAUUAUAAAUUUUAAAAUAAAAAUAUUUUCUAAGAUUUUAAAAAUUUGAAACUAUAACUUUCUAAAUAUAAUUUUCAUAUUUAUUAUAAUAUUAUGAUUUUUGAUAUCUUUAGAUAAAGAAUGUUUAUUAUCGGAACAAUUUUUUUGUCUUCUAACCUAUACAAACUAAAAAUAGGGUUAUAAAGGCAGCAUAUAUAGUUAUUUCUGGGGAGCAUAUAUCCACAUUAAUCUUACUAAUAUGCUGAUAAAAAUUCCUCUUACCAACUUUACUAACACAUAAAUCUCUUCCGUAAGCUAUACUAAUCCAAAACACUAUACAUAUGGCGGAACCACAAACAUUUUGUAUCGGGUCAGAAUUUUUUUAUGAGGUCCAAAUUUAUUUUUAUGGGAUCAAUAGAAUUUUUUUUACAAAAAAAAUAUUUUUUUUAAAUAGUGGGGAUCAGCUAAACCCACUCUCCAUAUGUUGCCUCCGCCCUUCAAGAUAAAUUUCUCAACUAAAACACAAAAAUUUACAGUAUUAUUGUAUUUUAUUUCCUAAAUAUUUUAGCCAUUGAAAUAUAUAAUUAUGUUUUAGCUUCAUUUAACUACUCUGGGAGAUGGUCUAUCCGUAAACCAUACCUCUUUUUAGAGAUUAAUCUAGAACUUUCUAUAAGUAUGGGAUAUCCUCAGAUCGAUCAAAAACAAUAAAACACGUUUGAUUUUCUUUAAUCAACAGAAAAGUAAACAAAAAUUAGAAGGAGUAGAUAUAAGAAAAUAGGAAAGAAAGAAAAGAUAUGGUCAAAUAAAAUGCGUCAUUUUAUUUAUUUUAAUAAAAUACCUAUUACUAUGAUAUUGUGUAUAAACUUAAAGUAUUAAUUUUAAAAGAAAUAAAUAAAAUUGAUUUUACUUAAUUUUAGUUUAAGUAUUUAAAUAAUGAUAUGAAAAUAUAUCAUAAUAAUUUCAAAUAUUCAGAUCUAAAAGUGUAUUAAAUUUACAUAUAUACAAAAGUGUAGUUUUUUUAAAGUUCAAAUAAAGAUGCAGCUUUCAAUAAAAUCUCAUAUAAUUUUUAAACUUUUUUAUAAUCUAAAAUACACAAAAUACAUAGUCUUCCUCUAGAAUCACAUAUUUUCAGUGAAUAUUAUAAAAUAUUAAAUAAGAGACAUAUAAAAACAUACACAUGAUAUAAAUAACACAUAUAACGAAAAAAAUAUGUGAUGUUGAGAUUAAUAAUAUAUUUUAUAAUAAACUAAAUAUGUAAAAAUAUUUUUGAGAAUAACUUAGGUUUAAAACAUUCUUUAUUAAUUUCACAUUGUUCAAUAUCUCAUACAUAUUUUAGAUAGUAGAAGACAACAAAUUGUGAGUUUUACUCAUUUUAAUUCAAUUUAUUAUUUAUAUUUUAUAACAUAGAUGUAAUAUAUUGUAAUAUACAUAUAAAAUAUAUGUUAUUUGUAUAUAGUCCCGGGCGUAGCCCGGGCAAAAUGUCUAUUACUUUUAAAGACUGAAAGCAUAAUUUUCUUGUGACGUCUCUCAUUAAAAGUUUGGAAUAUCUUUUUUUUGUUUAAUUGAUAACUAAAAUUAAUAGAUCUAAUAGCAGUGAAUGAUUUGUAGGACAUAAAGCGGUGGACGCGGGUGAUAGAUGAACAGUGAAAGUAAAUUGUGUAAAGAGAAAACAUCACAGACGUUAGAAUUACAAAACCCUUUUUUAUUAUUACAAAAUGUAGAAAGUACUAGAGAUCUUGUUCUUUAGAAGAAAGUUGAAACUACAGUUCAUUGUUUUAUAGAAAUGUAUAAAAAUAUACCACCCCAAAUCACGAUCCAAAAUCGUGAAGUAUAUAGAGCCAAUCGGCCCAACAAGGAUUCAAACCCAAUUAAAAAGACCCUUUAUUCAUCAAGGUGAACUCAUCACGGUUAUGUACCUUGUGGUGGACGUAAAAAGAAUACAAAGUUCAACGACUUGAUUAUAUUGUUUUUAUUGCAUGCUUGGCAAGCUAAAGCAUGGAUGUUGAUUGGUACGCACGUUCAGACGUUUUCUUUAUUGCGGAGAUUAAGUCAAUGACUUGAUCAGAUCAAAUAAUGUGGUUGCUACUACCCCAAUUAUCUUCCACGUUUUCCUCUUCCUCUUUCGUCUACUAGAUUUCAAAGUGUCUAAGAGUUUAACUCGGAUAUGGCCUUGGGAUCUGCUGUUUCACAACCACGUCUCUCGAGUGCUUCACGGCGUCGCAAAAGAUCUAACCAGCAAAAUAUAGAAGAUUCAAAAGGUGGCAUCAAAUUUCUUGCGUGGGCUGCGAUAAUGGCAGCAGCUGUGACAUUUGUUAUGGGUUUCACAUGUACAAAGCUUUACAUCAGUUCUGCUCCAGGUCCAGGUUUGAUCAAGAAAGCAAUAUUCAUGGUUUUUCUGAUGUGCAACACCAUUUCACUGCUCAGUUCUGUUGUAGCACUAACACAUCUCAUUUGGGGACAACGCCAGAGUGAUUUUCAACUUAUACAGAAAGCUAUGCUACGAGCCAUGGCACUUGUCACAGUUGCUUUUGUGUCUAUUUUGGUUGCUUUUAUGGUUGGUGUUUGUCUUGUUUUGAUUCAUCUCCCAUGGCAAACCUAUUUUUAAUGUUUCCUAAUUGUAAGAUUUGUCCGACACAUCUUCUUCCACUUUGUUUCCGGAUGCUUUUUGGUUGAUGGCUUAAAAAUGCUGUGAUUAAAAAAGAAGGUAUUGUGACAACUAUAGGAAGUGUUUCAAAUGAAACAAGUUGAUAUUCAUGCUUAAGACAUCUCUUCUUCUGUAAGAUUAAAUCAAUAAACCUAAAGCAAUUGGUGAAGUUGGUGAAGAUAGUUAAUUUUCGUAAGCAACUGACACUGACAUGAUCAGCUUAUCUGUGGGUAAUUUAAAAUUUUGGGCCCUUAUCCCUAAAUUUUUUAAAAAAAUCAACCCCCUUUUAACAUUAUUUAUGCAAAAAAGGUUGGGCCCCGAUCGAAGCUCAAGCCCCUUGCCCCGUGUCUUAAGCCUGCCCUGAUUCCAGCCUUCGAUUGGUGAAACUAUUGUCCCAAUACAAAGAAGGUCAGAUGUCGUAUCCUGUGCAAGCAAAGCCGCAAUUGCCGGUAAACAAAAUCCCGCCUCCGGCCUCAAUAAUGGUAGUCUUCGGUUCCCAAUGGGUGGGCGCAUGAACGUGUAACGCCCCGACCAUCCACGGCUAAUGGACCGUCCACGGUCGCUCUCUCGGUCGGUGGGUCCUAUCAUGUUUCAACGGUCGGUAGGUUAAUUUUUCCAAAGGCUCGAAAUCAUUGUUUAUUGACCAUGCAAUCACCCCGACCUUUUCUCGUGCUUUGGUUUCACUCACAUGGUAUCGCGAAUCACUUUUUGAUACGUCACCCAUCCUUUCACUACUCCAGCCCAAGCACGCUUAACCCUGGAGUUCUAAACAAAAAUGUGACGGAAAAGGUAAGUCAACUUUGGUGAUAUAGGUAUCCAAAUCAAUUUUCUUAAGCAUUUUCCAUAUAUCACAACUCAUGAUGUUACAAAACCAAUCUUCAAGGAACCUAUUCCAUGCUGCUGAACCGACAUAUCGUCUGGACGUCACAUCUCAAGUGAAAAUUCCCUCCAAAGUACUUAGACUAGGACCUCAGAAUAAGGAAGAUUGCGCCGUUAGACAAUUUCAUAGGUGUUCCAGUCCGUCUGGAGGUCUUAUUCAUGAUGUAUGAAUAGGUUAUGGGGUCGGGAAUGUAGAAUCACCCAUCAGAAGCUAGGAUACUCGUUGUUUAUGUUUCACAUUCCUCAUGAAAACACUCAUUAAUAGGCUAUACGAAGUAGGGCUGGGCACAAAUACUCGUUACUUGACCCGUAUUCGUCUCGAUUUUCAAGUACUAGUCGUUGUCAAGUCAAGUAUCAAGUCGUUGAGUUUUGCUACUUGCAAAUAUAAGGCAAGUAACAAAUAUCACAAAAAAUUAACAACUCACCUUGAUAUUACUCGUUGCUUGUUUUACGACUGAAAAAAUGAUAACUAAACCAUAAAAACCAAAGCCCUAAAAAUAUAUUUCUUUGUUGUAAGAAACAAACAAUACAUUCAUAUCGAAAUAUAUGUAUUUUGUUCCUUCUUUUUUUUAUAUAUAUUAGAUGUAAAUAUUUUAUUUGAAGUAACUCUCGUGGUUUUACCAAGUCGAGUAAACAAAAGAAACUUUCAUUACCUUCUCUGAUAGAAUAUUAUCUACCAAGUAAUUUUUAGAAACUUGAAAAUGUAUCCUAAUAAUUCAUAAAUACUUGUAAGUAGUAAGUAAUUGAACGCGG